Messenger RNA from Symsagittifera roscoffensis, 1043 nucleotides. Its product is annotated as m7GpppX diphosphatase-like. The record is from RefSeq and is a predicted model, not a curated record. Gene Ontology annotation, biological process: deadenylation-dependent decapping of nuclear-transcribed mRNA. NCBI's taxonomy places the organism in Eukaryota, Metazoa, Xenacoelomorpha, Acoela, Convolutidae. The transcript has a single exon. Gene Ontology annotation, cellular component: P-body; nucleus. Gene Ontology annotation, molecular function: RNA 7-methylguanosine cap binding; hydrolase activity. Bases 13 to 975 code for a protein of 320 amino acids.
UCUUCAGAGAACAUGAAAAGAGCUUCAGACUCGAAUGGUGCAUCAGAAUCUCAUCCGACUCCAGAAAAAAUGUCCAAAACGGAACUGAGUGAUCAACUGUCCAACUUCAAAUUAGUUAAACAGCUAAAUUGUCACAAUGACACUAAAACUAUAUUCUUACAGGUGGAAAAAGAAGAAAAAAUGGGUGUCAUAAUUUUAGAAAAGCAACCAUUCGAUGAUAAAAUUGCAGAGGAGGUUCUUUCUGAAGAUUUGCGAUCGCAGGUUGUUUUUUCAAAUGAUAUUUAUUCGACUCAUAAAGUUUUAGUGCAGUCAAAAGCAACAAAUGAAAUCAAAACUACUUUGAUUUAUCCAGCUAUUGAACGGCAUAUUCUCAAGUAUUCUGCGAAAGAUCCUUUCGUUUUUGAAGAAACGCCUCAGUUGUACUCUGAUUUCGUGAAGCCGUUUUUCGAAAAAGAAGCUCUAAAUUGCCAAUGGGUAUAUAAUAUUUUAGAGAAGAAAAGCGAAUCUGAGAGAAUAAUAUGCGAAGAUGCUGACCCACAAAUUGGCUUUGUAUGCGUUCCUGAUUUGAGAGCAAAUGAUUUAAGCGACGUGCAAACGUUUCACGCUGUGGCCAUAGUUAACAGACGUGACCUUAUGAGUAUCAGAGACUUGAAUGCUAGUCAUUUGGACCUGUUGAGAAAUGUGCAGAAACUGUGUUUGAAAGGUAUCAAAGAGAAGUUUUCAUUUGGAAAAGAAAAGUUGCGUGUUUUUCUUCACUACCAGCCUUCGUUUUACCAUCUGCAUAUCCAUUUUGCAUCUAUUCAUAUUCAGGGAACCCACGUGCAAGUAGAGAGAGCACACCUUCUUUCAGAUGUGAUUCAGAAUCUAGAAAUGCAAAGUAAUUUCUACCAGAAGAAAACUAUGACAUAUGUGGUUAAUCAACAAGAUCCACUUAUGGAAGUGAUCAGAGAAAACGUAAUAACUGAAGCUGAGUAGAUUAACUGACUUCUUGGUACUUUCAGUUAGUAUGUAUUCAUUUUUGUAAUUCAUUGCUUUUCUGAUUG